Capsella rubella is the source of this 1497-nucleotide messenger RNA. RefSeq names its product putative F-box/FBD/LRR-repeat protein At1g22000. Gene Ontology annotation, molecular function: protein binding. NCBI's taxonomy places the organism in Eukaryota, Viridiplantae, Streptophyta, Magnoliopsida, Brassicales, Brassicaceae. The record is from RefSeq and is a predicted model, not a curated record. The annotation marks the transcript as partial. The transcript has 3 exons.
AUUCCAUUGACAUCGAUGAGUUUGUUAAGUUGUUGGUCCUUUUUGUGGGAUAUUAUUAUAAGCAACGAUAAGCAUCUAUCAACUGUUACAGAAACCAAAGGUUGUCAGAGAAUUGAAACUAGGAUUUGUGAUUUACCCGACGAUUUGCUCUUGGGGAUCUUGGACCAUGUCCCAACAAAAGAUGCAGUCGCCACUUCAAUCCUGUCUAAACGAUGGCGUUAUGUCUGGACGAUGCUGCCUACACUCGAGUUCAAAGACGAUGGCAGCGAGAGCGUUGGAUGGUUUAUUGAAAACUCAUUGCAACUCCAUAAGGCACCGAAACUAGAUUGUUUGAUUGUCGAAGUCGGUCCACGCUGUCCUGUUGACUUAGAUGUUGGAAAGUGGGUUGAGAACGCAGUUAAUAGAGGUGUGCUAGGGUUAGAUUUCAAUCUCCUGUGGAACGCAGAGCCCACAAGCUUUCCUAAGGGCCUUUACACAUGCGACACACUCGUUGCUUUAACUCUAUCCAACCAGAUUCUAGUGGAUGUUUCUUACCAGGCUCGCCUACCAUCUCUCUUAAAGCUUGAUCUUAACUACGUGGUGUAUAAAGACGAAGACUCUCUUGUUAGGCUUUUAUCAAUCUCCCCUGUUCUCGAGUGCCUGAUGGUGAGUCGCCAUGUGAAUGACAACUUGAAGAACUUUACCGUGAAAGUUUCUUCCUUAAAAAUAUUAUUUUAUCAUCGUACUUGGCACAAUAAUGAGGUCGAGGGUAUUGAGAUUGAUGAUGUAGACUUUGAUGAGGAUGAGGUAGGUGAUAAUGAGGUAGACUUUGAUGAGGAUGUGGUCAAUGAGGUAGAGGAUGAUGAUGAUAAUCUAACUGAAUCGUUGGUAAUAGACUCCCCUGCAUUAACACAGCUGGACUUAACUGACGUUUGCAAAGGCUGCGAAGGCUAUUGCUUGACAGAGAAUAUGCCUUGCAUUGAUGUGGCAUACAUCUAUUAUGCUCAUAACCCCGAUGAGAAGUUUUUGAGAUCUCUUUCUUCGGUCGUACAUCUGCACUUAUUAUUUAUCAAAUCAAUGGUUGCGUGCUGUAACGCCAUCAAGUUCCCUCGGCUUAUAGAGCUGUACUUCUUUCCAGAUAAUUUGGUAGAUUGGUUGGAUCCACUUAUGUUUUUGCUUCAAAAUUCUCCUAAACUAGAAACUCUUACGAUUCGAAAUGAUUCCAGAGAUCUCCCACUUUCCUGGAACCAGCCGAGUUCUAUUCCAGGAUGCUUGUUGUCUCAUCUAGAGAUAUUGAGGUGGAAGGACUAUAGAGGAAGACAAUAUGAGAAACAACUAUUGGACUACAUUCUCGCAAACUCAAAGUGUUUAAAGACAGUGGAGAUCUCCCUCUUACCAACCUGCAAUCUUGAAGAGACACGACAGGAGUUAGAGUCUAUGCCUAGGAUUUCUACAUCAUCUCAACUUCUAAUCUCCACUCAAAUGGAAUGGAGGUUUAACGGAAUGACAUUGUCUUGA